AUGCAGCAAGACAAUCUCGCUCGGGAGGAGCUUCGCCUAGAACUGGACGCGAACGAGGACGAUCAUGGAAACGGGCAAGAUCUCAGCGACGGGGACGCCCCAUCACCGCAUCUCUCCUCGACGCCAGCUGGACCGUCAUCCGAAACCCAUGCAUCUAGCCCCAGCCCAUCACCGUGGAACCCGUCUGAACCGCACACUUCUGCAUCAACUGGAUCCUUCGGCAUGCGGCGCCUGCAAGUCACCAGAGCUAGCACGCGCGGGAAGCCCACCAGCGACGAUCAGAUCGACGUUAACUUGGUUUCUGCCGAUCUGCAAGUCACCAUGAACGACCGCGGUCGAGCCCAUGCUGCAACGGACCGCGUGGAGCCAUCCGGUCUUUCCUUUACUCAGCUGGCUGAGAUAGCCGAUCAAGCCCAGCUCCCAUGCCCUGGCGAUACUGAGGAUUUCGCCCACGUGGCGGAAGACCCCUUCACGGUGCCGCGUGCUCACGCCUACGUCACGACCACUCACGACCACCACAGGAUCUUGGAGGAGACGAAUCAAGCGAUCGAAAUCCCCAACACCUACGACGAAGCCAUGAGCUCUCCCCAGCACGAAGAAUGGAAAGGAGCGUGCAGCAAGGAAAUGGACAAUCUGCGGAAACACAACGUCUACAAUCUGGUGCCCCUCAGUAGCGUUCUCAAGGGAGAGAAGAUCCUCGCAGCGAAAUUCGUCUUCAAGAAAAAGCUGGACGGACGCUUCAAAGCUCGCCUGGUAGCCGGAGGACAUCGUCAAGAGCCAGGACAGGAUUACGGACGCAUCUACGCCCCAGUAUGCCGUAUCGGGAGCGUUCGCAUGACGUGCGCCAUUGGCUGCCACAACAACUGGCCCAUCUACCAACUGGACGUUGUCGGUGCCUUUCUGAACGCCCUCUGCGACAGAGACGUGUGCAUCAGACCCGCCCCCGGUACAGCCGCCAAGAACUCCGCGACAGGAGAACUCAUGGUGUACAAACUAGAACGGAGUUUUUACGGCCUAUCGCAGUCGCCGGCGCUCUUGAACGACACCCUGGACGAGUCUCUCACGGUGUUCGGAUGGAAAAGGACUCAAUCCGACCCCUGCAUGUGCGUAGACGUGUGCAUCAGACCCGCCCCCGGUACAGCCGCCAAGAACUCCGCGACAGGAGAACUCAUGGUGUACAAACUAGAACGGAGUUUUUACGGCCUAUCGCAGUCGCCGGCGCUCUUGAACGACACCCUGGACGAGUCUCUCACGGUGUUCGGAUGGAAAAGGACUCAAUCCGACCCCUGCAUGUGCGUGUAUACCAGCGGCAACAUCAUCCUCGUGGACCAGAAGAAGAAGGAGCUCACGGAUCGAUUUGAGAUGACCGACAUGGGAGAGGUAAAACGGAUCCUCGGGAUUGAUGUAGAGCGGGACUACGAGCAAGGAACCCUGGCCAUUUCACAGGAGCACUUCGUGAACACACUUCUGGAACGGUUCGGAAUGCAAGAGGCCAACCGAGUGAACACUCCUGGAUACGGAGCGGAAAUUUCCACGAAUCAACCUCAGGACCAAAUCCUAGGACCCACGGACAAGAAAACCUACCAGUCGAUGACGGCAAGCAUCCGCUCCCUGGCCCAGUGCACGCGAUUCGACCUCUCUUACGCGGCCCUACAACUGUCCAAGGCCUGCAGCAACCCAGCUCUUUGAACAUGACAGCAGCCAAGCACGUUCUGCGAUACUCUCGGGUUAAUCCAGUUCUUCCUAUCGUCGACAGGAAANUCAGGACCAAAUCCUAGGACCCACGGACAAGAAAACCUACCAGUCGAUGACGGCAAGCAUCCGCUCCCUGGCCCAGUGCACGCGAUUCGACCUCUCUUACGCGGCCCUACAACUGUCCAAGGCCUGCAGCAACCCAGCUCUUUGAACAUGACAGCAGCCAAGCACGUUCUGCGAUACUCUCGGGUUAAUCCAGUUCUUCCUAUCGUCGACAGGAAAGGACAGUUUCGGCUAGCGGCGUUUAGGGAUUCAUCCUUCGGAGCAAACCCCGACAACGGAAGAUCUACCACGGGAUAUCUCUUCUUCCUGGCUGGAGGACUCAUCAGCUAUGGUGCGAAGACCCAAACUCUAUCCGCGCAAAGCACGGUCGAAGCCGAGAUUCAAGCACUUAGCUACUCAGCCAGAGAGGCGGUCUAGAAUAUAUCUCAAAUUUAAUGACGAAACUCAACUUCAAGUCCUUCGGAUCGGUUCCACAACAGCGACAGCACUGGAGCGCUGACAGUGGCCGGAAGUGCUAUGCACUCUCAAAGCACGAAGCACGUGGCCCUGAGGUACUUUUUCAUCCGGGAGCUAGUACUGCGGGGACAAAUCACUCUUCACCACCGGCCCAGCGAGCACCAGUUGGCUGAUAUCGCGACGAAGCACCUACCAAAGCACCGAUUCGCCUCCAUCAUUCAGCAGAUCAAGGACUUCUCGUGUUGAUCGAAUAUCUGUUAAGCUUCCUACCAUACGCGUCAUACAAGAAGGAAUUAAUUUCGACACGAUGCCAACGGAGGGGUCGAGGUAGAAAUGGAUAUGGUGAUGCGGUUGACCAUUGUGAAUUAGUUGCUUGAUC
This is a messenger RNA of Ectocarpus sp. CCAP 1310/34, 2593 nucleotides long. The record is from the annotation of a GenBank genome assembly. Lineage: Eukaryota; Phaeophyceae; Ectocarpales; Ectocarpaceae.